Molecule: messenger RNA, 1920 nt
Organism: Akanthomyces muscarius
Lineage: Eukaryota; Fungi; Ascomycota; Sordariomycetes; Hypocreales; Cordycipitaceae
Exons: 4
Coding region: 1-1920 (639 amino acids)
Molecular function (GO): histone deacetylase activity
Source: RefSeq, a predicted model, not a curated record
AUGGGCGAAGAAGAGACGAACAUGGCCCAGCUGGGGUCAGUGGCCCUCAACGGCUCGUCCCCCAAGAAAGUUGCCUACUUUUACGACUCUGAUAUCGGCAACUAUGCAUAUGUCACUGGUCAUCCUAUGAAGCCUCACCGCAUUCGUUUGGCCCAUAGCCUGAUCAUGCAAUACAAUUUGUACCAGAAAAUGGAGAUUUACCGCGCCAAACCCGCGACUCGAGGCGAAAUGACGCAAUUUCACACAGAUGACUAUAUUGACUUCCUACAAAAAGUUACACCGGAUAAUAUGGACAGCUAUAUGCGCGAGCAAGGCAAAUACAACGUCGGCGACGACUGCCCUGUAUUUGAUGGCCUUUUUGAGUUUUGCGGUAUCAGUGCCGGCGGCAGCAUGGAAGGAGCUGCUAGGUUAAACCGACAGAAGUGCGACAUCGCCGUCAACUGGGCCGGGGGUCUGCAUCACGCCAAAAAAUGUGAGGCCAGUGGCUUCUGCUACGUUAAUGAUAUUGUACUGGGCAUUCUCGAACUCCUACGAUUCAUGAAGCGCGUGCUUUACAUCGAUAUCGACGUCCACCACGGCGAUGGUGUCGAGGAGGCUUUCUACACAACCGACCGUGUCAUGACUGUCUCUUUUCACAAGUAUGGAGAGUACUUCCCCGGAACCGGCGAACUUCGUGACAUUGGUAUCGGUCAAGGAAAACACUACUCUGUCAACUACCCGCUUCGCGACGGCAUCACGGACGAAUCCUACAAGUCCAUCUUCGAGCCGGUUAUCGAGAACGUCAUGAAGUACUACCAACCGGAGGCUGUGGUUCUACAGUGCGGUGGAGACAGUCUCUCCGGCGAUCGACUCGGCUGCUUCAACCUCAGCAUGGAUGGCCACGCCAACUGCGUCAGCUACGUCAAGAGCUUUGGCCUGCCUACUCUCGUCCUCGGCGGCGGCGGUUACACCAUGCGUAACGUUGCUAGAACUUGGGCCUAUGAAACGGGCGUUCUUGUUGGGCAAGAUAUGAGCCGUACUCUGCCUUAUAACGAAUACUAUGAAUACUAUGCCCCUGACUUCGAGCUGAACGUCCGAUCAUCCAACAUGGAGAACUCCAACAGCCGCGAAUACUUGGAAAAAAUCACUGCUGCCGUAAUCGACAAUCUCCGGAAUACGGGCCCGGUGCCCUCGGUACAAAUGCAGGAUGUUCCACGAAAGCCGUUCGGUGGCAUGACUGACGAAGAGGAAGCCGAGUUGGACGACCUUGAUGAAGACGAGAACAAGGACGUACGCAUGACCGAGCACCGCUGGGACAAGCAGGUUGAGAAUGGCGCUGAGUUUGAGCCCAGCGAUGAUGACGAGAUAGCGCGAGCCAACGGCGCGACUCGCCAAUCCAGCAACAAGCGCACCUUCACCGACUUUGGAAAGGACACUGAGGAAGAGGAUGCUGCAAACUCUGUCGAAGCUGCCGAUGGCAAGGCGGCGGAGGCAAACCCUGAGGAUAGCCAUGAUGUAAACGAUGAUACCAUUGAAGAUAUCGGCGCUACGGAGCAGGAGAAGGAGCCAGCCGCAGAAACCAGCGUGGAGAAAGCGGACAACGAUAAGACUGAUGGCGACGGCGAUGUCGGCAUGACUGACUCUGCUCCUGCUGAAGAAGAAGCAAAGAUUAAAGAAGAGGAGCUGGAGACGGAGAACGCAUCUGCCCCUGAAGCAGCUGGUACUGCUACAGCAGAGCCAGAAAAGCCAGCUGAAGAGCCGAACGCAAAACAGGACGAAACUAACGCUUCCAAGGAUACGGAGAAGCCAGCAGGCGACGAAGAGAGCAAAGCCGAGAAAGCUGAGACGGCGGAUAAGGAGGAGCAGCCAGCAGAUGCCAUGGAUGUUGACGGGGACAAGGAAAGGGAAGGCGAGGCGAAAGUAACCGAGGCCGCCUCUUAG